Oncorhynchus mykiss (rainbow trout) is the source of this 2896-nucleotide messenger RNA. It is a transcript of the gene b3gnt7, whose product is annotated as UDP-GlcNAc:betaGal beta-1,3-N-acetylglucosaminyltransferase 7. NCBI's taxonomy places the organism in Eukaryota, Metazoa, Chordata, Actinopteri, Salmoniformes, Salmonidae. Gene Ontology annotation, cellular component: Golgi membrane. Gene Ontology annotation, biological process: poly-N-acetyllactosamine biosynthetic process; protein O-linked glycosylation. The record is from RefSeq and is a predicted model, not a curated record. Gene Ontology annotation, molecular function: hexosyltransferase activity; UDP-glycosyltransferase activity.
UACCGCCUCGGUCAUGCUUUUAAAGAUGCAGAGCUGUCGAGAGUAACCACUUGAUGGCAUUGAUCCCAACGUACGCUUCAGAGAAAUACGCGACCGGAGGCAAAGUAACGUUCUCUGGUUUCUUUGUUCACUUCCAAAAAAAGAGAAUGGACUAUUUCUUGGCAUCCAUUUGAAAGGACCGUACGCAAGCAAGCCAUCCCUUUUAAGGCACAGUAAGGUGAUAUUCAGUGACUUUACUUGCACUUGGAAUCAGCAUUCGAAGAAAAUGAUGACCAGUAGGGAUAAAUGGAGGGUUUACAAGCGGGUAUGUGUUGUGUUCUUUCUGGCUGCGGUGACGUUGACGGUGGUCCAGAGAGGGGCUCCCUUCCAAAUCGAGAGGCAGGGUCGCAUGGAGGCCCCCUCCGAGGGAGGGGAGAACAGGGCCCAGCAGCAGAAUACGGGCCUCUACCCAGGGACCAACACCUUCUGGAAGGCUAGCAAGGGCAAACAAGCCGAGUCUACAGCCACCGCCACUGGCACCACGGAGGAGUCCAGCAUCACCCAGGAGCGAGCUGGCUCCCGGACCUGGGACGUGUCCAGUGCCAACUGCAGUGCCAACCUCAACUUCACCAACCAGGACUGGUUCAGGGGCUUGGAGGAGAACUUUAAGCAGUUCCUUCUGUACCGCCACUGCCGCUUCUUCCCCAUGCUCAUCAACCAUCCGGAGAAGUGCUCCGGGGAGACCUACCUGCUCAUGGUCAUCAAGUCCAUCGCUACGCAGCACGACCGCCGCGAGGUGAUCCGCAAGACGUGGGGCAAGGAGCAGGUUGUUGACGGCAAGAAGGUGAAGACGGUGUUCUUGCUGGGGACGCCGUCCAACGAGGCUGAGAAGGCCAACCAUCAGAAGCUCCUGGAGUACGAGGACUACAUCUACAGAGAUAUACUCCAAUGGGACUUCCAGGACAGCUUCUUCAACCUGACCCUCAAAGAGACCCACUUCCUUAAGUGGUUCUCCACCUACUGUGCCGACGUGCGCUACGUCUUCAAGGGCGACGACGACGUCUUCGUCAGUGUGGAGAACAUCUUCGAGUACCUGGAGGCCAGCGCCCAGGUCAAGAACCUCUUCGUUGGUGACGUGCUCUUCAAGGCCAAGCCCAUUCGCAGGAAGGAGAACAAGUACUACAUCCCACAACCACUUUACAACAAGACCCACUACCCUCCAUACGCCGGAGGCGGUGGGUUCCUCAUGGAUGCACCCCUGGCCAGGAGGCUCUACUGGGCCUCAGACUCUCUGGAGCUGUACCCCAUCGACGAUGUGUUCCUGGGCAUGUGUCUGGAGGUGCUGCAGGUCACACCCAUCAAGCACAAUGCUUUUAAGACAUUUGGUCUGGUCAAGAACAAGGACAGCAAGCUCAACCAAGAACCUUGUUUCUUUAAGAGCAUGAUCGUGGUUCACAAGCUGCUACCAUCAGAGCUCAUACACAUGUGGAACCUGGUGAACAGUAAUCUCAUCUGUUCGCAGAAAGUGGAGAUCUUAUAGCCUUGGUGGGAACUCUUAACUAGGCGAGGGGAGAAGAGUUGGGAUGUGUGUGAGCGGGCCGGGAGGCAGAUGUUUUGACAUCCAAUUCAAGUUCUCCUUUGUUCAUAGUAGGACCCAGACAAUAUUUGAUUUAUUACAUUUCAGCAGACAUUCUUAUUCAGAGCAAUUGGGGUUAAAUGCCUUGCUCACAUCGGCAGAUUUUUCACCUAGUCGGCUUGGGGAGUCAAACCAACAACAUGUUGGUUACUGGCCCAACGCUCUUAACCGCAGAGGCUACUUGCCUCUACUGCAUCACAGUGGACGUAAAUUAUCUGGUGAUGUUUUUUUUAUGUUCUGGUGGCGUUUUUAAAUGUCAGCAGGCACAUUAAGAGAUGCCAAACCAAAGGGGUUUGAGGUGCUGGCAGAUAGUGUUGCAAAGAGGACAGCGAACUGCCCCACGUUGUCAUGCAUCCCGUUGACUGUGUACCGAAAGUCAAACGCCUUGUUCAUUUGGACCAGGCUUCACCUACACUGUAGUAACAUGGACCUUAUAAAAUAGCAAGAAACAAAGUGUCUCUCUACCUCACUAAUGUAGUUAACAUUCUCUUUUCUCGUUUAGGUAGUCAUUUGAAUAUAAUUUUGGUCAAGACAAAAUGUCUUGUAAGCGUGUUUAACCACGUCAAUAGUCAAAUAAAUAAUAAUGUCAUUUGUUUUUCUUUACAUCAAACCCCGCAGUCCAACGUAGAGAGAGAGAGACCCUUUGUUAUGGGUCACUGCACUUCACUAAGAUUGUUCAGUUUUCAUAAAGAAUUUGGACUGUAUUACUGUAUGUGUCAAUGGAUUUGAAUGUGCUGAUAUACUUGAUAUGAAUUGAGUUGAGGGUUUAUGAGAGGCUCCCGAGUGACGUAGCGGUCUAAGGCACUGUGUCUCAGUGCUAGAGUUGUCACUGCAGACCAUGGUUCGAUCACGGGCUGUAUUGUAACCGGCUAUCGGGAGUCCCAUAGGGUGGCGCGCAAUUGGCCCAGUGUCAUCCUGGUUAGGGGAGGUUUUGGCUGGGGUAGGCUGUCAUUUGUUUUUAUCUGACUUUCCUAGUUAAAUAAAAGGUAAAAUUACAUUGAAACUGUGAAACAAAUAAACUACUGCUGAUACAUAUAUCGCAAUAUGUUAAUUUAAUAGCCCCACAGACAAAGGGGGCAAAAGAGGUUGUUUGAUAUGAAAUUAAUUGCAGGGAAGGUAUUGGAAUUAAUGAAAAUGUGCAAAGAUUAUAGUUCCUCAUGUUUAGAGGGCAGUGAAUAUGUGUGGAUGAUGUAUAUAAAUGUUUUUAAAAAAUCUAAAUAUAUAUAUAUAUAUAUAUAGGUUUAAAAAUCACGUUUGUAAAUAAAUGUUUAAAAAAAAUAA